Messenger RNA from Orycteropus afer afer, 2331 nucleotides. RefSeq names its product disintegrin and metalloproteinase domain-containing protein 5-like. Gene Ontology annotation, biological process: proteolysis; binding of sperm to zona pellucida; cell adhesion. NCBI's taxonomy places the organism in Eukaryota, Metazoa, Chordata, Mammalia, Tubulidentata, Orycteropodidae. The record is from RefSeq and is a predicted model, not a curated record. Gene Ontology annotation, cellular component: plasma membrane. Gene Ontology annotation, molecular function: metalloendopeptidase activity.
AUGGAAUGUGUGCCGAGGUUGACAGCCUUCUCUUGUACGUUCUGCUUCCUGCUAGCAGAACGUCAUGGUCUCAGCUCGCACCCUUCCCUGGAGACUAAGGAGAGCAGCCUUGCGCAUUUACCAUCUCAAAAUGUGCUCUCCUCUUCGUCUUCCGCCGCCGGUCCCGCCUACACCAGUCUCGUGAGCUCCAGAGCCCUGCGCGAGCUGCGCCUUUAUAGUUGCCUUAACGUUUCAACUGCUGUUAUUCGGGCUGGGCUCCAAGCCAGCGGAGCCAUGUUCCUUCUUCUGGUCUUUCUCACCGGACUUGGCCAGGUGCACGCAGGCCUCAAUUCUCAUAAAACAUUUUUGCAGACCACAGUUCCUGAGAAGAUUUCAUCAUCUGACAACAAGAAAGAUGCAGAGAAUAAUGUUGCUUAUAUCAUUACAAUAGAAGGAAAACAUUAUUUAGUCCAUCUCACAAAGCAAUCAUUUUUAUCUUCAGGUUCUGUUGUUUCUUCUUAUGAUGAAAAUGACACCCUACAUUCUAAGCCUUUAAUAGUUCAGAUGGAUUGCAACUAUCAAGGAUAUGUUGCAGGUUUUCCAAAUUCCCUUGUGACACUCAACACUUGUUCAGGACUCAGGGGAAUAUUGCAGUUUGAAAACAUCUCAUAUGGAAUUGAACCAAUGGAGGCCAUAUCAGGAUUUGUGCAUUUGAUUUAUGAAGAAAAAAAUGAGAACAUUAAUAUUCCUCUCUUAGGAAACAAUGACAUUUAUGCUUGGUCUAAUAAUUCACAGAAUCAAGUCAGAAAAAGUUCAAGGAGAAUUGAAUCUUCCAAGAUAACUCCUCAAUAUCUUGAAAUGCAUAUUCUCGUGGAUAAAAAUUUGUUUGAUUACAUGGGCUCUGACAUAAACGUUGUUACACAGAAGGUUAUUCUGAUAAUUGGCCUUGUUAAUGCUAUGCUAAUCCAGUUAAAACUGACUGUCAUAAUAUCUUCCAUAGAAAUCUGGUCAAAUAAAAACAAGAUAUCUACUACAGGGCAACCUGAUCAUGUAUUACUUAGAUUGCUAGAAUGGGAAAGCAAGUAUCUUGUACUUCAACCUCAUCAUAUCACAUUCUUGUUUGUCUUUAGAAAGUAUCCUAGUUUUAUAGGAACCACAUUUCCUGGAAAAUUGUGUAACAAAAAUUAUGCUAAAGGAGUUGCUUUGUAUUCAGAGGGUUUAUCCUUGGAGUCAUUUGCUGUUAUUAUUGUGCAGUUACUUGGCCUUAAUCUGGGAUUAACUUAUGACAAUAACAUUGACAGCUGCCAGUGUUCAGUCGAUGUGUGCACAAUGACGCCAAAAGCAGUGCAUUUUGGAGGUGUAAAAGAUUUUAGCAUCUGUAGCUUGGAUGACUUUAAAUAUAUUGUUUCACAAUCUGGCCUUCAGUGUCUUCAGAAUCACCAUACUGAUAUGCCAGUUUACAAAGCACCAGGCAGAGUAUGUGGCAAUGGAGUGUUGGAAACUGGUGAACAAUGUGAUUGUGGCACUAUAGCGACUUGCACACAUAAACGAUGUUGUGAUCCUAGAACAUGUUCAUUGAAAAAAGGUAUGAUAUGUGGUUCUGGAUCAUGCUGUACACAGGAUUGCAAGAUAAAACCAGCUGGUACACUUUGCAGGGAAUCAAUUGAUAAAGAAUGUGAUUUUGUUGAAUAUUGCAAUGGAAUUAACGGUCUCUGUGUGCCAGACACUUACGCACGCAAUGGACAGUCUUGUGAUUCAGGAGAUGGCUUCUGUUAUAAUGCAGUAUGUCGGUCAUUUAAUAAACAGUGUCAAUCAUUAAUUGGAGGAGCUUCUACAGGUGGUCCUUUUGAUUGUUUUGAGGAUAUAAAUUCCAGAAGUGAUAGAUAUGGAAACUGUGGUGAUAGACAUUGUACAUUUAGUAAUCUUCUAUGUGGAAAACUAGUUUGUUCGUGGCCACACAAAAGAUUAAUAGUACGUGCAAAUUUAUCUGUGAUUUAUACACAUAUACGAAAUGAAACAUGUGUAUCUACAUUUCGAGCCAUAGAGAAGCCACCUAGAACGGGUCGUGUUUCAGUCACAACAUAUUUCGAUGCCGACGACAGAGAUGAGACAUUUGUAGAAGAUGGCACCCCAUGUGGCCCUGAUAUGUUUUGUAUCAGAUUUUCCUGUAAAGAGACUCGUUUCUUUAUGGAUUCUAAGGCAUGCAAUUCUAUUGUACAUUGCAACAAGAGUGGAACUUGCAAUAAUUUUAACCAUUGCCAUUGUCAUAAGGGCUUUGUUCCUCCUAACUGCACAAUAAUGAAAGGAGAGUUUGGAAGUGUUGAUGAUGGACACAAAUUUAAAACUGGUUAG